UGCAAUCUCUCCUUUAUCCUUUCCUUCCUUUAACAGUUUGCAGAAGUCCACUGUUCAGCCAGGGUAUCCUGAGAGAGAGAAUGAAAAGAGUCUCAUUGAUUUGAUAGAAGAGAGACUGAAGAAGAGAGACUGAGAGAGAGAGAGAGAGAGAGAGAGAGAGAGAGAGAAGAUGCUCUCAUUAAAGCUGGUACGCUCUCUGGUUUUGGGGGAGACCAUUAACAAUCCUCUCCUAUUAAACCAAAAUCACCAUGACCCUUCUCACGAUGAAGUCCAUAGUCACACCCAUGAUGAUAUCCACACCCAUCAAAGAAGCAGCAGCAGAAGAGAGAGCAAGAAUGGUGGAACCAAAACAAAAACCCCAUUACUUAUCUUUCUUCCUACCAGAGAGGUUGUUAGGGAUACCUACAGAUUAGCCACCAUUGCCAGAGACAUGGGCAUGGAUUUAUACCCCAGCCCAUCUCUCUCCCAUGUCAUCUUCUUAUGGCCAUCAUCACCAUCGUCGUCGUCCUCCUCCUCAUCAUCUUCAUCACCAUCUGUACCAUCCUUAUGGUCAUCGUCAUCAUCAUCAUGGUCUUUCUCAGGAGAUGCCAUUGCUCUCCCCUUUCCUUCCCUCACCACUGCUUCAACUGCUCAGCUUCGCAGCUUUGUUGGCCUUUCCAAAGGCCUCUUCAAGCUUGCCUUUUGCAGCUUCAGCAGUAAUAGCCGCAACAGUAGCAGCGGCGAUGGAGAUAAUGCCAGUCACUGGGACUGUUCUUCGCUUUCUUUGUAUUCCCGAUUGAGUGGUGAUCGUAUCGAUAGCAUGGAUGGCUUCUGCAGAGCCCUAGCUGGAAUGGGUUGGACUCUGUUCAAGACCAAGAACAACCCAUCUCUUGUUUCCAGUGAUGGAAAUUCUAAUGGUGUCAAGUCUGUGCAUCUCUUCAGGAAGGUUGACUCUAAUAAGCUACGGGCAUCGCAAUCGAAUGGAGGUGGUGAACCCAUAUCUGGGGAGUACAGAAUUAGAGAGCUGAGGUUGCCUCCUUUGGAUUUCAGGAAUGCCCCUUUAAGGAUUUUGCAGUACGUUAUGCUAAUGACUGAUGAUCUCUUCUAUCUUGCGUGAACGGGUCAUUGAGCAGAAGUCAUUUCAGUCCAUUGCUUUUACGGCAUAUGUAUUUCUUCCUUUGUGCAGACAUCUUCAAGAAAUUCAAUGUUACAGUAGGUCAUUUGAAUACAACAGCUAACCAACGGGUACUUGGCAAUCCAGAAAAGAUCUCACGGUGGUCUUUGGAACCUUAUUAACUUAUUAAAUGUAGCAAGAUUGGAAUUUGAAUUCCAUAGUCAUUCAUCUUAAAUGAGCAGUGAUCUUCAAAUUGCCAUACUUAUACAAAUGUCAUCGAAAGCAGAUCAGAUUCUCCAAGUCAAGGAAUGGAGGACAGAGUACUUUCAACCAUGGCAAAAAAGAAGGGAGGCUCACCAGCUGAAAAAGACAUGGAGGAAGAGCAUUGUGUUUCAUUUUUAUAUACGACCUCGUUCCACCAUCUGGAGUUCAAUCGGUUCAUCAAAUCAGUUGAUCAGCAACGGGUUAUGACUUUGAUGUUCAAUAUUAAUAGACAUGAUGCAUCCGAGGAGGCUCCAAUCUUGACUUCUUAACAUGGAUUAUCAAAUUAAUGAAGUUGUAUCGAUCUGAGACCAAGUAAUAGAUUUUUCAUCAUUGUAUAUUAGCAUGUAGGACAAUCUUACAUGUUAUCCCUUGUGAUUCCUCUUAUUUUCGAAGGCUCCUUGUUCACAUGCACUUGGUGGACAUGCUUGGACCUUGUUUGAAACCUUUGGACCAGUUUGCUGGUACUUGAAGCUAUUUAUUUCUCAUUAA
This is a messenger RNA of Macadamia integrifolia, 1846 nucleotides long. RefSeq lists its product as uncharacterized. NCBI's taxonomy places the organism in Eukaryota, Viridiplantae, Streptophyta, Magnoliopsida, Proteales, Proteaceae. The transcript has 2 exons. The record is from RefSeq and is a predicted model, not a curated record. The coding region runs from base 170 to 1096 and encodes 308 amino acids.